CCCUGGGCCCCCUGGCCCUGUGAUCCUGGUGGCACUGGAUGCUGGAUGGCCGUCAGGUGGAGCCACAUUCUUGGCUUCAGGUCGCCUGGGCCCUGAGUGUGGCCAUGACCUUUGUCCUGUCAGCCAGUGGCUGUCUGGUCCGAGGACAGCUCACGGGGGACAGCUGGUGGUACCCCUCUCCGCACCAGCAGGACAGUAGGGGAGCUGAUUGGGACUUGGCAUCUUCACUCCCUCCCCCCCUCUUUGGCGACAUGAGGAAACAGGCUUGGGGACAGUGACUGGUCAGGGCAGUGGUACGUUCUUGCUGUCUAGGGGGUCAGAACUCCAGGCAGGACCCUAUGUCACAUCCCUUAGGGAGAGUGUCUAAACGGGCCAAGCACUGUCCCCAUCCAGCCCUUGUCCCUCCCCUGCUGGGCCCCUACUGGGCCCCUGCUGAGCCCCUGUGGAACUGGUGGGCACCAGUCCCUGUCAGUUCACCAGCUGGUGGCCUCAGAGGACCACCUGAGAGGCGGGGGAGGCCGGCAGAGAUGAGGCGUUUUUGUCCCUCAGUCUGUGUGCCCGCUUCUCUGAUCACCCCUCCCAUUUAACGCUGGCUUUAUCCUGAGUUCUCUGGAUGGGCCCCAUUUCCCAGAUGAAGCAGCCAGGCUCUCACUGGCCAGCCGAGUCCGGCCAGGGCUCUCCCCUCUGGGGUGGCACCCUUCACAGCUCCUGAGUGAGUGAGGAGGGCCAGGGAUGGCGGGAGCAGCACGUGGGCUUUUCUAGAGCUGGUCGCUGGCCCAGGAGACCCUCAGGUGUAAUGAGGUCAGAUAGCAGGUGGGCCAGGAUCUAAGAAUAGGACUGGGCACAGGUUCCUGGCAUGGGUGGGGGUGUGUCAACACCAGCCAGGAGACAGAGCAGGGCCUGGGGGACUACCCAGGACCCAGGGUUCUGAGGCAGGGGGCAGAGUCCAGCUUGGCUCAUAAACAGAGCUGAUAGGGCAGGACUUGGGGAGAGGGCAAGGGUUGGGACCCAGAGCAUUGGCACUGGGUGAACUCUGCGCUCGGAGGAAGCCCCCACCUCACCCCCAUGGCCUUCCUUGUUGCUGGGACCCUGCGGGCGGCCUCGCAGAUGGCAGAUGCUCGGGAGAGCCUGGACAGAAAGGUGGUCGGAGCCCCGCCUGACCUGCCCCUCCCUGGCUCCCAGCUGAGUCCCAGCCCAGCCCGACUCUCAUGUUGCCUCCCCAGGGCAAGUACUGCGUGCAGGGUCCGAGGGUGGCCCUGACCCUCAGCAGCCCUGAGGUGUCAGCCUCUACAGUCGCCACCCUGGAGGGUGUGUUCCGGACCCUGGGCUUCACCAGCUGCCAGAGGAGGGAGGCCUCAGCCCAGGGCUUCCGUGGGGAGCUGGCCAGGUUCCGGGAGGAGCUGGAUGCCCACGGGGGCCCUGUGGGCUGUGUUCUCGUGGCCCUGGUGGCCCCCAGGGAGCAGCUGAGACAGGCACAGCAGCUGGUCUGGGAGCUGAGCCGCUGUGAGGCGCUGUGGGGCCACCCCAAAGUCUUCCUGCUGCUCUCGGGGGCUCCUGCGGCUGCCCCUGAGCCUGGUACCUUCCUCACUGAACUGGGCGAGCUCUGUGGCCGCUGUCCUCGCCGGCCUCUGCUGCAGCUGCUGACAGAGGUCUUCCGCAGGACAGCUGAAGAGUCCCCAGGGGCCACCUACUGCCCGGUCCUUCGGAGCUCCUUGCGGGGGCCACUGUGCCUAGGGGACGAGGAGCCCUGGGGGCCCGAGCCAGAAGCCAGCCCCCGUGCACAGUAUGACCUGUCUGGGGCCAGGGCUGCUCUUCUCCUGGCUGUGAUCCAGGACCGGCCUGGGGCCCUGCGUGAUGUGGAGGCCCUGGGGGACCUGUGCCAGGCCUUGGGCUUCGAGACCACCCUGAAGAUGGACCCCACAGCCCAGGUUUUCCAGGAGGAGGUGGCCAGGUUCCGGGAGCAGCUGGACACCCGCAGAGGCCCAGUGAGCUGUGCCCUUGUGGCCCUUAUGGCCCACGGGGGGCCUAAGGGGCAGCUGCUGGGGGCUGAUGGGCAAGAGGUGCGGCCAGAGAAACUGGUGCAGGAGCUGAGCUGCUGUGGGGCCCUGGGGGGCCGCCCCAAGAUCUUCCUGGUUCAGGCUUGCCGUGGGGGGCGCAGGGAUGCUGGUGUGGGGCCCACAGCUCUCCCCUGGUUCUGGCUCUGGCUGCAAGCACCACUGGCCAUCCACUCCCAUGCCGAUGUCCUCCAGAUCUAUGCCGAUGUGCAAGGCAGCCUGUCCAGGGACCCCACUUCAGGGCGCUCUAACCCAGCAGACCUCCUGACCGUCUAUGCAGCUGCUGAAGGCUGUGUCGCCUAUCGGGACGAGAGAGGCUCCGACUUUAUCCAGACACUGGUGGAGGUUCUCCGAGCUGACCCCGGGAGGGACCUCCUGGAGCUGAUGACUGAGGUCAACCGACAGGUGUGUGAGCUGGACGUGCUGGGUCCAGACUGCGAGGAGCGCCGCAAGGCCUGCCUGGAGAUCCGCAGCUCCCUGAGGCGCCGGCUCUGCCUCCAGGCCUGACUGUGUCCGUGGCCCCCCCGGAAGUGCUGCCUGGGCGGCCAGGCACCAACCCAGCGCCACCACUGACCCCGUCCACUCCUUGGUUUCCUCAUCUCAAUAAAAGGCGCCAUAGCACGGGUGGCUCAGCGGGCAUGAAAGAAACCUGAGGAUGUCUGUACGUGUGAAUAGUGCCUGCUCUCAGGGAGCUGCGACAAUCAGUGAGAUAACAUAUGCAGAGCGCCUGGCGCUUCAGAGCCUGGGCUCGCCGGCGGACAGUGGAGGGCAGGCGCGGGGGCAGCCACGUCCCGGGAAGGGGCAGCCUGCGGUCCACGGCGUCCUCCCAGCGCACGCUGGGGCCGUGGACAGGACCUCGGCCCACACCGCAGUCAGAGCCCAAUCUGGGGCCACAAGACUGGAACAGAGCAAGGCAGGAUUA
This is a messenger RNA of Phacochoerus africanus (Common warthog), 2976 nucleotides long. Its product is annotated as caspase-14-like. Gene Ontology annotation, biological process: proteolysis. Bases 1209 to 2561 code for a protein of 450 amino acids. The record is from RefSeq and is a predicted model, not a curated record. Gene Ontology annotation, molecular function: cysteine-type endopeptidase activity. Lineage: Eukaryota; Metazoa; Chordata; Mammalia; Artiodactyla; Suidae. The transcript is spliced from 10 exons.